Molecule: messenger RNA, 940 nt
Organism: Sclerotinia trifoliorum
Lineage: Eukaryota; Fungi; Ascomycota; Leotiomycetes; Helotiales; Sclerotiniaceae
Source: the annotation of a GenBank genome assembly
AUGCCAGUGCGAAAAUGGUAUGGAGCAUGCUACCAUAUCACGCCAGACGACCUGGUCAGCGGGGAUUCUUUCCUAGAGCCCCAAACCCUAGCUUGGCCGCUGGCUGGCGAGACUUGUCGGACUGGCCAUUCUUUGGUUCAAUUCCAAUCGAAAUCUACAAAGGACCCACUCGCGGGUCCCGGAUCUCGAAUCCCUAAUGCCCUCGUUCGUGCAAUCUUGACCUCGACCAGCGUCACUAUUGGAAGAGCGCAGGUCAAAGAUCACGAUACCAUCGAUUAAUGUGGAGUGGCUUUCCUGGCAAUCCGAGUCAGUUUGUCGGUGGAUGGCUUGAUGCGAGGAUAAAGACGUUUGUCAGAUCAUACUCCGUACAUGUCCCAGCGGGACGGGAACCGGGAAUGAAAUGCUACGAACUUUACACUACCAGCGAUGGCUUUUGCUGGCGCAACCUUUGGGUCAUAUCAAAUUGGAAUUAUAGGGACCAGCCCGAAGCCGGUUGAGGAACUAUCUACAGACUACCGGUAUAGCACACUCUGCCAAAUCACGGAACGCUCCUCUUUUUAGGUUCUGCUAGAAGAUUUAGUCUGGAUGAUCUGGCGGCCGCAAAAAUGAUUUCAAGGUAUUAGUAAGUAUUAUGACAUUUUCUUGUAGAUCUACGCAUACGCAGCUGCCGGUAUUGAGUAUGACAAUGCUAUUCUAUCUAUUGUUCCGAAAGGUUCAAACAAAGUCCAUAGUUCAACGAUUCGAAGCCUCAGAUACUCGUACCUAAUUAAUUAAUCAUUAUUUACGAACUAGGAUUGAUUACAUUCCGAGGUCACUGAGAUCUUUCAAUUUCAUUUCCAAAGAGAAAGAGCACACCGAUACGGCACUAUUAUUCUAAUGAUGGCUGGGAAAGAAUGGCCGAAGAAGAACUGGAACUGAUUCCAAAACCCCGGAUUUUUGC